Molecule: messenger RNA, 2555 nt
Organism: Setaria italica (foxtail millet)
Lineage: Eukaryota; Viridiplantae; Streptophyta; Magnoliopsida; Poales; Poaceae
Product: DNA mismatch repair protein MLH1
Exons: 16
Coding region: 60-2234 (724 amino acids)
Biological process (GO): mismatch repair
Cellular component (GO): MutLalpha complex
Molecular function (GO): mismatched DNA binding; ATP binding; ATP hydrolysis activity
Source: RefSeq, a predicted model, not a curated record
GAAGACCAAACCCUUCACCUUUCCCAUUUUCUCAGCAGUCAGCCGCCCCCACGGCGGGCAUGGACGUCGAUGACCCGUCGCCGCGCGCCGGCGGGUGCGGCGCGGACCCGCCGCGCAUCCGGCGGCUGGAGGAAUCGGUGGUGAACCGCAUCGCGGCGGGGGAGGUGAUCCAGCGGCCGUCGUCGGCGGUGAAGGAGCUCGUCGAGAACAGCCUCGACGCCGGCGCCUCCACCGUCUCCGUCACCGUCAAGGACGGAGGACUCAAGCUCAUACAGGUCUCCGACGACGGCCACGGCAUUCGGCCUGAGGAUUUACCAAUAUUGUGUGAAAGGCAUACUACCUCAAAGCUAUCCGCAUAUGAGGAUUUACAGACAAUAAAAUCUAUGGGGUUCAGGGGGGAGGCCUUAGCCAGUAUGACUUAUGUCGGCCAUGUUACUGUGACAACAAUAACAGAGGGCCAGCUUCAUGGCUACCGUGUUUCUUAUAAAGAUGGAGUAAUGGAGAAUGAGCCAAAACCAUGUGCUGCGGUUAAAGGAACUCAAAUCAUGGUUGAAAAUUUAUUUUACAAUAUGGUAGCUCGUAGAAAAACAUUGCAGAACUCCAAUGAUGACUACCCCAAGAUUGUGGACUUCAUUAGUCGGUUUGCAGUCCAUCACAUCAACGUGAACUUCUCUUGUAGGAAGCAUGGAGCCAAUAGAGCAGAUGUUCAUAGUGCAAGCACAUCUUCUAGGCUGGAUGCUAUAAGGAAUGUCUAUGGGGCUUCUGUCGUCCGUGAUCUGAUGGAAAUAGAGGUUUCAGAUGAGAAUGCUGGAGAUGCAGUCUUCAAGAUGGAUGGCUACAUAUCAAAUGCAAAUUAUGUGGCAAAGAAGAUCACGAUGAUCCUUUUCAUAAAUGAUAGGCUUGUAGACUGCACUUCUCUAAAAAGGGCUAUUGAAUUUGUGUACUCUGCAACAUUGCCUCAAGCAUCCAAACCCUUCAUAUACAUGUCCAUCAAUCUUCCACCAGAACAUGUCGAUGUCAAUAUACACCCAACUAAGAAAGAGGUUAGCCUCUUGAAUCAAGAGCGUAUUAUUGAAAUUAUUAAAAAUACUAUUGAGGAAAAGCUGAGGAGUUCUAAUACCACAAGGAUAUUCCAAACUCAGGCAAUAAACCCCUCGGCACUUACUCAAGCUAACACGCAGAAGGAAAAGGGUACUGAGGUCAAAAUGGCAUCUGGAAUGAAAUCUCAAAAGACUCCUGUUAGCCAAAUGGUCAGAACUGAUCCACGUGAUCCAUCAGGAAGGUUGCACACUUACUGGCACGGGCAAUCUUCAAAUCUUGAAAAGAAAUCUGACCUUGUUUCUGUAAGAAAUGUAGUAAGAUCAAGGAGAAAUCCAAAAGAUGCUUGUGAUUUAUCCAGUCGUCAUGAGCUUCUUACAGAAGUUGAUUCUCAAUGCCAUCCCGGUCUGUUAGAGGUUGUUAAGAAUUGCACAUAUGUUGGACUGACUGAUGAAGUUUUCGCUUUGAUACAGCACAAUACUCGCUUAUACCUUGUCAAUGUUGUAAAUGUUAGUAAAGAACUCAUGUACCAGCAAGCACUUUGCCGUUUUGGAAACUUCAAUGCUAUACAGCUUAGCGAACCAGCUCCUCUUCGGGAGCUGCUACUGAUGGCACUGAAGGAUGAUGAACUAAUGGGUGAUGAAAAUGAUGAGGAGAAAAUGGAAAUUGCAGAAGUAAACUCCGAGAUACUGAAAGAAAACGCCGAGAUGAUUAAUGAGUACUUCUCUAUUCACGUUGACAAAGAUGGAAACCUGACCAGGCUUCCAGUUGUACUUGAUCAGUACACCCCUGAUAUGGACCAUCUCCCAGAAUUUGUGCUGACUAUGGCGAAUGAUGUUACUUGGGAUGAUGAAAAAGAGUGCUUCCGGACGGCAGCUGCUGCUAUUGGGAAUUUUUACGCUCUCCAUCCUCCCAUCCUUCCAAAUCCAUAUGGGAGUGGCAUUCAGUUGUACAAGAAAAAUAAAGAUUGCAUGGCAAGUGGUAAAUGUGUUGAUAAUACAGAUGAAGAUGAUAUUGAUCAAGAACUACUUGCGGAAGCAGAAACAGCAUGGUCUCAACGAGAGUGGACCAUUCAGCAUGUCUUGUUUCCAUCCAUGCGACUUUUCCUAAAGCCCCCAAAGUCAAUGGCAACAGAUGGAACAUUUGUUCAGGUUGCUUCUCUGGAGAAACUUUACAAGAUUUUUGAGAGAUGUUAGCUCACGCAAGUGCAACUUACGUAGAGGACGAAGUAACACCCUACUGAAACAUUUUGCGCUGUAUAUAUUUUGUACGGAUAGUGCCGUAAAGGUUUGAGUAGUAGACAGAUUGAAGUGUACCACCACCUGCAAACCACGCGUGUACUGUCAAUUGCACAAUCCUCUUGCUGUGUGGCUAAAUUUUAUGUUUCUGAUGUGUUGGUAACUUGUUGAAAUUGUCUGCGCUUAGGUUCAUAUGGUGUUGCCCGCACAGUUCGCCUAGGUUCAUAUUUUUGUUUUAUCCGAGUGGUGCAAGUUUAUACUUUAAGCCCAUGUCAUAAA